This is a messenger RNA of Dioscorea cayenensis subsp. rotundata (Guinea yam), 1105 nucleotides long. RefSeq lists its product as uncharacterized. Lineage: Eukaryota; Viridiplantae; Streptophyta; Magnoliopsida; Dioscoreales; Dioscoreaceae. The transcript is spliced from 2 exons. Bases 354 to 770 code for a protein of 138 amino acids. The record is from RefSeq and is a predicted model, not a curated record.
CUUUCUAUGCUCUACUUGCAGUCUUGCACCCUCUUUGUUCUCUUUGCUCUUAUUGCUCAGUUCUUAGCGCUCUGGUUGAAGCUCUAGAAUGGUUUUCCUUUGCUUCUCCAAAUCCGAGUUUUAUUCUCUCUGUUUUUGAUCCGUUUCUUCUCUUUUUCAAUCAAAGAUCUCAUCUUUGCAUUUCAAAUCCGUAAAAAUCCCAUCUUUUUUUUUUUUUUCUUUUUCUUUUGAAUAUCAAAAGCAUCAGAUUUGGAGAAAUGAGUAGCAUGAGGCUGGCGUGGAAGGUUUUUGUUUGUUUCUAUGAGGUUCUGUAAUUUUCUUGUGGUUUUGUGAUUGGAAAGUAGCCUGAAUUAAUGGGAAGAGGCAGAGGGAAGGGAAAGAAGUUGACUGUUGUUGCUGGUCAUGACGACCCGGGGAGCGGUGGUGAAGAACCUCUUCCCCCGUAUAAGAGAAGGGGAAGGCCUCAGAAGCCAUUGAAGGAUGGCAUUGAUGAGGAUGAUACUGAAAAGAUUGAAGAAGAAGAGGAAGAAGGAGAUGAUACAAAGCCGACCAUAUCCAGUAAACAAGUGAAGGGUGCCGUGGUAGAGAAUGGAAGGAAGAGGAAGCGGCAACAACUGAAAGAAAAUUCUGACUCGGCUUUAGAUGAAAAUGGUGCUGGCACAAAAUCCAGCAUUGAGGAUCCUGCUAAACCUAAUGGUUUUCGGCAAAAUGGAAACCGACGUAAGAGCAAACCUCGGCGUGCUGCUGAAGCGGGAGUUGAGUGCAAGUGAUGUCUCUGAUAGUCAGUGACGAGGGCUGCUGAAGCGGGAGUUGAGUGCAAGUGAUGUCUCUGAUAGUCAGUGACGACGGGCGUUUUCCUUGUUACAAACAGAGGAUCAUACAGUAUCGACGUCCUUUUGGUAUCCAAAUUUUGUGUUUUGAUGUCUUUACAUUUCCUUUGCUGUUUGCAAUUGAAUUAAAUUGCAAUUGUAGGGUCUGCAUAUACUGCUUUGUUUUAUCUUUCCUUUAAGCAUGAAGCUGUUAUUAGAUAUUCGCAUAACCAUAAUUGUAAUAUCUAUUUCGUGCAAAUUGUAAACUGAAGGCUUUUCUUGUCUUUCCUUUUUUA